Molecule: messenger RNA, 1085 nt
Organism: Rosa chinensis
Lineage: Eukaryota; Viridiplantae; Streptophyta; Magnoliopsida; Rosales; Rosaceae
Exons: 2
Coding region: 406-819 (137 amino acids)
Source: RefSeq, a predicted model, not a curated record
AGAGUCGCAGACUACAGAGCCAAUCAACAAAUAUCUCUUUAAAACUCUCCAUCUCUCUCUCUCUCUUCGUGUUUCAGUUUGGGCCAGUUUCUUGGUCUGUGCCACACUCACAUGCCAAUCCUUAAUCUCUUCGAAUCUCAAAGUUUGCUGAUCUGGGUACCCUAUGUUUCUUCUCCUUUAGAUCAUAGUUUUUGAUGGUUUAAAAUCUUUUCGUUUUUUUUCUUUUAUAGCUCUAACUGUACAAAUCUACUGACUGAGGAAAACCCACAUCGUUUCUGGUCAUUUCUGAGUCUGCUAUGACUUCCUUAACGGAUUCAAAGUGUUGGGUUUCUUGUUGAAGAUGCAACAAACACUUUUUUCAUAUAAGAAUAUUGCAUGAACUUUUCUUCUGUGGAGUUUUGAGAUAUGGGGAGAGGUAGAGGAAAGGGAAAGAGGUUAACUGUCACCAAUCAUGAUGAUCCUGGAAGCGGCGAGGAAGAGAAAAUACCCGCACAAAAGAGAAGAGGAAGACCACUAAAGCCUUUAAAGGAUGAGAUUGAUGAAGAAGAAAUAGAAAAAGUAGAAGCAGAUGAUAUUGAGAAUGCAAAGGUGGGUAUUCCAAGUAAGGAGAUAAAAAGCCCCUCUGCAGCAGAGAAUGGAAAGAAGAGGAAGCGGUAUUCACAGGCCAAGGAGAAGUCAGAUUCAGUGAAGGAGGAAAACGGUAAUGGAACACGAUCAAGUACAGAUGACUCAACUAAAUCUAAUGGAUUUCGGCAUAAUGGGAGCAGGCGGAAAAAUAAACCCCGUCGAGCCGCUGAGGCUGGGGUUGAAUGCAAGUGAGGUUGUGGUUACGUAUUGCGCUGGUUUCUUGUGUUCCACAUUGCCAGAGCAAUCACAGGACAGGAAGUGAGACCUAGUAAAUCUCUAGUUUUUCUUCUUUUUUCUGGUUAAUUGUUCUUUCUUUGGUAAUUUCGUUCCUGAUUCGUUUUUGAUUUAUUUGUGAAAUUCGGAAUGCAUUCUGAUGAUAUUUUAAAUUUUGACUAUUUGAUUUCUUUGUCUUGUCUUGUAUAAUUUUCAGAACAUAUUUAAGCAGUUUCUGUCUCUCA